CGAACAUGCUAACCUCGAUCAUUCGAGCCGUUCAUGUUUAAUACUGUACACCAAAUGUUCGAGGUCGCGCCCUCGAUGUUAUACCUGCCUGAAUCUGCCUAACAGUUCACCUUGGCAAAAUGAACGAAACACCCUUGUCAUCGUACCUGAUGAUGAGGGUAGAAGCUGAGAACAAGUGGAUCGUAGUGGCGCGGUGCGAUACAGUACAUACAUUCAAAGCGCCGAAACCGAAACCUUCAUGUUACUCCUUGUGUAACCUUCUCCUCGACUACUUCGCCGACGACAACAACCUCUUUGACGACGGCCACGACGAACGCGAAGGCUGUCCCUUAUCUUGGUCAACGCCGAGCUUCACGAUAAUUUCACAAAGCGUGUGCAGACAGGCACUGACACGCAGCAAUCUCAGAUUGUUCACCGCCUCAUCUCCUGAGUUGUCUAAUACCGUGUACUGUACUGCGGUUGUACACAAACCCAAUGUCUUACUUCCCGCACAACAACGGCCAGCAAGGCCAGUAUAACGAUAAUUACGACCCUUACUCGAACUCGUACAACGUUCGCCCCUCGCCGUCUCCUAAUCCGUACGAACAAGAACAUCAACCUUUCCAACCAAUCCACCCCGAUCCAUUUGGUUUUCCUCCUCUAUCAAAUCCAUAUCAGAAUGUACCACCACCACCCUCAGGAUUCAUUCACCCCGCCUCUCCUCCACCUGGUCCAUUUGUGAACCCAGCCUCACCUCCUCCUGGACCCUUUAUACACCCUGGUUCGCCUCCGCCCGGUCCUGGUGACUACAUGCCCUCGUCCUUUUCAAACAAUCUGCAUGCCGGAUCUCCCGCUCUGCAUGUAGCGACGCCGUUACCUCAACAAGGCGGCGAUACUGGCCAUUCGCCAUAUAGCCAACAUGCUCCCGGAUUCGAACUUCAUGAUGAUGACCAGGACUUUGACACUGGCGAUAUACCACUAUUGCAACGCCAUCCUUCAAAUAACUCACCUCCGAUGCCCAUGCCACCGAUGCCAGGCGAAUACGAUCAGGCGACGGCGGACGACCGCUCUGAGAGCAAUAUUCGGUAUGGUCGGAUUCCACAACGUGUUCCACGUCGAUAUAAGACGAUCAAGAAAGUCGAGUUGUUCCACGGGAACUUCGUGCUCGAUUCUGCGGUGCCAACCAAGUUGCUUAACAUGUGCGCUCAGCGAAACGAACGCGAGUUCACACACAUGCGAUACUCCGCAGCGACCUGCGACCCAAAUGACUUCAAGGAUGAUGGCUUCACACUCCGUCAAGUCCACUACGAUCCUCCGAGACGUACGGAGUUGUUCAUUGUGAUGACGAUGUACAAUGAAGAUGAGGAGCUGUUCUGUCGAACUAUGCAUGGCGUUAUGAAGAACAUUGCGCAUUUAUGCAAGCGAGACAGAAGUAAGACUUGGGGCAAGGAAGGGUGGAAGAAGGUCGUGGUUUGUAUCGUCUCGGAUGGUCGGCAGAAGAUUAAUUCGAGGACAUUGAGUGUUAUUGCUGCGAUGGGUGCUUAUCAAGAGGGUGUUGCCAAGAACAUUGUAAAUGGCAAACCCGUUACAGCACAUAUCUACGAAUACACCGCCCAAAUUUCGGUGUCCCCUUCCAUGAAAAUUGAAGGCGCAGAGCGCGGCAUCGUGCCGGUGCAGAUCAUCUUUUGUCUCAAGGAGAAGAACCAAAAGAAGAUCAACUCGCAUAGAUGGUUCUUCAACGCCUUGGGUCCCAUCCUGCAACCGAACGUCUGCGUCUUACUCGACGUCGGUACAAUGCCCGGCCCUACUUCGAUCUACCACUUGUGGAAAGCGUUCGACAUCAACUCGAAUGUUGGUGGUGCUUGUGGAGAAAUUGUCGCGUUAAAGGGCAAGUAUGGGCUGAAUCUACUCAAUCCGCUUGUGGCCGCGCAGAACUUCGAGUACAAAAUGUCCAACAUUUUGGAUAAGCCACUCGAGUCGGUGUUCGGAUAUAUCACCGUACUACCGGGUGCCUUCAGUGCGUAUCGUUACAUUGCGCUUCAAAACGACGCUACAGGAGAAGGGCCUCUUCAUAAGUACUUUUUGGGCGAGACAUUGCACGGGGCAGGUGCAGACAUCUUCACAGCGAACAUGUACCUUGCCGAAGAUCGAAUUCUCUGCUGGGAAUUAGUCUCCAAGCGGGGCGGUUCAUGGAUCUUGCACUACGUCAAGUCAGCUUAUGCUGUCACUGACGUUCCUGAUCAGGUCCCUGAGUUGAUUUCUCAACGUCGUCGAUGGUUGAAUGGAUCAUUCUUCGCUGCUAUACACAGUACCGUGAAGUUCCAUUACAUCUAUAGAUCGUCACACAGCUUCCUACGCAAGUUCUGGAUCCACGUUGAACUUCUGUACCAAGUCUUCAACCUGCUUUUCUCUUGGUUCGCAUUGGGCAAUUACUACAUAUCCUUCACCAUUCUGAGUGAUUCGAUGGAAGACCCAUCGUUCCAUCUUGGAAAGGGCAUUCAUAUCCUUAACAUUGUUCUUCAGUACUUCUACGUCGGUCUGCUUAUCAUGUGUUUCUUACUUUCCUUGGGAAACCGUCCACAAGGAUCCAAGUGGGGAUACACGCUCGCUUUUAUUGGUUUUGCUCUCAUCACCGUCUACAUGACUGUUGCCGCUUUCUUCCUUGCUUUCAAAGGUGUUCAGAAUAUUAUCAAUGCCGAUGGACCCUUGACGCCAUCCUCAUUGUUCACUAACGCUAUCUUCCGCAAUAUCGUUAUUUCGUUAUUGGCCACUCUCGGUCUCUAUAUUCUUGCGUCUCUUGUCUUCUUCGAACCCUGGCAUAUGAUCACAUCGUUCGUUCAAUACUUGCUCAUGGCGCCGUCAUACAUCUCCGUGUUGAACGUUUAUGCUUUCGCUAAUGUCCACGACGUGUCGUGGGGUACGAAAGGUGACAACAAGGUAUCCACCGAUCUCGGAGUAGUUGCUACCACUGGGGCGAAUAAAAAUGAAGUAGAAGUCGCGGUUCCCACGGCGGAGACGGACAUCAACGCUGCCUAUGAGGAUGCGAUCGCUGUUCUAUCCACCAAACCGCCGAAAUCUGACCCCAAGCCGGAUCCCCAAACAGAACAGGAAGAUUAUUACAGGAAUUUCCGAACCAAUGUAAGUGCUGAGCAUACAUCAUUCAUUUCGAAAGCAUCAGGAUGGGGUUGACUUACUUUCCCCGCGUUCGCAGGUCUUGUUGGCUUGGACACUGUCAAAUGCUUUAUUGGCGGCUCUCAUUGUGUACGUUCAUCUCCGUCUGUGCAGUGGCGUGACACUCAGCGUUAUUUCAUCAUAGUACCGCCACAGGCAAGGCAUCGGACAAGGGUGCGCAGAGCACCGUCAACGGUUACAUGGCUUUCAUUCUAUUCUCGGUUGCUGGCCUGGCUCGUACGUACUCUUGCAGCAUGUCCUCCUCGUUCUUGCUUGACGUCGCAUCCUCCCUUUCACAGUCAUUCGGUUUAUCGGCUCGACAACCUACAUGGUUGUUCGACUCUUUGCCGGUGAGUAGGCGGCGCUCGUCAAGGUCAACCUCAAACUUCAAGUUCAAAGUUUCCCCUUGUUUGUCUCGGAAUUGCUGUGGUAUUUAAUCGACAUUUAUUCUCGUUGUUUGCUGUGUGUAGAUACCCAUUGUUUCAUUAUUUCAUUACGUAUUCUACGCUGUGACACGAAUAUGGACCGACAAAAUACACCAAUGAUACAUCGAAUCCC
Messenger RNA from Somion occarium, 3708 nucleotides. The record is from the annotation of a GenBank genome assembly. NCBI's taxonomy places the organism in Eukaryota, Fungi, Basidiomycota, Agaricomycetes, Polyporales, Cerrenaceae.